CUUUCUUCCUAUAAAGAACACUAGGCAGCACUUCAGCACUAUGCUUGGGGACCAUUUGAAACAGAUCAUCAGCAAGCACAAAAAUGUGAAAAAUUGGACCAUGAGAAGUACACCUGUUACAAGGUGGGAGCCUGGUAGCUGUCCAGCCAUAGUCUGAGGGGGAUAACAAACACCUCACUCCUCCCCAACCUCAUGAAACCUGAAACCUGAAGAACAGGUCCUUACUGAUAGUUUCUGGCUCUGGUACCAAGGAUAGGAGAUAGUUGGGGGAGGAGAGGAGUUGGUGUCACUACAAUGUUGUACUAGUAAGUGUUUAGCAACCAGCUCUGCAAGGGAAAAUACAUUUAUACAUACAAUGUGUACAUAUAAUACUUUUUUGUUAGAUUUUUUUUUAUUGUACUUUAGAUGAGGGUUUACAGAGCAAAUUAGUUUCUCAUUAGAUAGUUAAUAAACAUAUUGUUUUGUGACAUUUGUUGCCAACCCCAUGACAUGUCAACACUCUCCCCUUCUCGACCUUGGGUUCCUGUCCCCUCCUGGCUUCUAGUCCUUGCCCUUAGACUGAUGUGCCCCUUUAGUCUCAUUUUGUUUUAUGGAUCUGUCUAAUCUAUGGCUGAAGGUGAGGCUUAGGAGUGUCUUCAGUACUGAGUUAAAAUGCUGUCUGGGGUAUAUAAUACUUUUUAUUGUAAAUUUCAUACAAUCAGCUGAUUCUCAGUGGAAGUUUUUAUUGAUUUUUGUCAAAUUCAAGUAUUCUAGACAACCUAUGGUUGCAACUGACGAAAAAGUUGCUACAUGAAGAGCAAUGUGAAUGUUGGCUGAUAUUUACAUUGAUAAGACCAAAGUGAAAUAACAAAUACGUAUGUUGUAACUUCAUUUGUUCAUCGAUGACACGGGCAACAUCUUUGCUAAAUCACAUAAUAGUUUUCAAAUAUUGGAUGAAUUAUUUCCUCAGAUUUUUUGUGCCCGAUAUGUAAUAGCUACAGAAAAACCCAAACCUGUUGUGGUUGAUUCCAACUCAUGGUAACCUCAUGUGUUACAGAGUAGAACUGCUCUGUAGGGUUUUCUUGGCUGUAAUCUUUAUGGAAGCAAAUUGCCGGGCCUUUCUUCUGCAGCACCGCUAGGUGGAUUCAAAUUGCCAGACUUCGAGGUAGUAGCUGAGUGCCAACUGUUUGCACCACCCAGGGAACUAUAAUAGCUAGAGACAUGUUUAAGUGGAAGCUGUAUCAUUAACAUUUUCUUCAUCACUUUAGAUAGUCAAUGAAACAGUAAACCAAGUCCUGAUCUGUACAUUUGUUGAUUUCCAUGGCGUAAGUAACUCCCCACAUAGCAGAUUUCAAGCUAGCUACCAACAUGGAGUUACUGAACGUAUCCUGGGAAGAGGGGUGCCAUAGCAGUCCAUUCAAUACGAUUUCUACUAGGCAGACACAAUAGAAGCAAAUAACCUCAAGAGCAGAAGAAUAGUUAGAAAGUGAUGAGUUUGGGAUAUUUAUUACCUUUGUUUUUAAUAAAGAUAUUUACUUAAUUAGCUCACAAAAUUCUUAAAACUUUAACAAUUGGCUGUCACGACUUGUUUUGAGGUGUUUCCAGCAUACAACAGUGUCACUACUUUCUCCUUUUCUCACUAUUCUGAAAUGAACAAGCCUCUUCAUUGUUAACAGUCUAGUAUUAAAAAAAUAAGUAAAACAGUCUAGUAUUAAAAUAAAUAAAUAAAUAAAACAGUCUAGUAUUAAAAAAAUAAAUAAAAAGGGCUCAUCAUGAGAUGGGGCAGGGAAAUUUGGAAUAAAUGGCUCUCUCCUGCCCUUAACUCCUCUGGCAAGUCAGGGACGGGCUUUGGGUGAACAAUUCAUGCUUCCAGAGAGAGUGUUUCUGGGAGGCUUUACCGCAAGGGAGAGGGUGAAAAUCUGUGAGAUUCCCAAGAGCCUUCCUAGAGAACCUUACCUUUCUGGCCAGCUUCCUGCUAUCUUGGCACAACCUCAGAGGAGCCAUUUUGCUGGCGUUUGGGGAAAGGUUGCAUGUUUGAAAAGCGAGGUAGGCUCCAUGACUGCUGGUUUGUAGGUAGUGGGAAAGGAGGAGGAGAGUCCUGCUUAUCAAUCGCUCCUCUCCUCUUCUUUUUUCCCUUCCCUCUUGUUACGCAUCACACUCCUUGAUGUCAUUCAAGCCAUUGUGAGCCCACAGGCCGUUCCCUGGGGAGGGGGCAGCCCAUGAGUAAGGAAGGGAGUUGGGCGGUGGAGGGGUGGGGAGCAGUGGUCACACCAACACCUUGAAGUUGGGCUGGGUCUACAUGGAGCCCUAGAGAUGUCCUGCAGCCUAUUCUUCCCAAGUACAAAUGAGUAGGAUCAGGGGCCUCCCGCCUGAGGUCAGGGAACCAGGCCCUGGAGUGGAACUUGGGGUGGAAAAUGGCCUUCUUUGUCAACUGAUUCAUUCUCCAGAAUUCAACUUGUUCUCCGACUCUAUGGUGUUUGAAAGCAACUUUAUUCAGGUACCCUUGCGUAGGGCUGAUUUCCAGGUCACUAAGCCCGGGAAAUGGAUGAAUGUUUCUGGAGGAUCUACCACUGUGGUCCUUGGGGUGACCUCCUCGGUGCCCUCCCUGCCACUCCCCAAUGUCCUCCUGAUGGCCCAGGUCACCUGGCCCCGGGGUCCUUUUUCCACCUGGAGAAAACCUGGGGAUGCCCCAGUCAUCACCCUCAGCAGGAUUCUGCCCCUGAAGUACGUGGAGCUACAGAUCUGUGACCGGCUUCAGCGCAUCCUGAGGGUGAGGACUGUGACUGAAAAGAUCUACUACCUGAGGCUCCAUGAAAAACACCCUGAGGCCGUGUUUCAGUUCUGGACCCGCUUGGUGAGAAUUUUGCAGAAAGGCCUGUCCAUCACCACCAAAGACCCCAGGAUCCAAUUCACUCAUUGCCUUGUGCCCAAGGUGUCCAGCAGCUCCACUGAGACAAUACCUGAAAACAGCCUCCUGUCAUCAUCCCAGCCCAGUGAAAACCUCAGGCUGCUGACAGCAGAACAGACCAGUGGAAGUUCAUUGCACCUCUCAGAACAGUCCCAUCUCCCAGCAGCCAUCAACACCAACAUGACCAUUGAAAUGGACAAUUUCAACAGCAAUGACAAGACACCCUCCCCGGUGGUGACUCCAGUCACUUCGAACAUACCCAUGAGAGCCACCUUGAGCCACAGCCUCUGGGAACAAGAGAACUCGAAUGAGCACUUCUUUGAGGCACCUGUAGCCAGUUCCCUAGGAGAGAACUUCUGGGGACCCUGAGACCCAGCUAAACCAGAGUGACCUUCCCUUGGCUUCAGUGCAUAUGCUACAGUCUUUCAUUGCUCUUUCCCAUUGUGGGCCAAAUGACCUGGGAGAGGCAAGAUGGUGUUUAUAACAAGGUGCUUCUGUACUUCUACCAAUAAACCUCCUAGUGAGCCCAUCCAUCAUUGUAGUAGGUUAUGCUGUAGGGAGGUUUGAGGCUGAGUGAAGAGCGGUUAGGAGAAGGAACUUACUCUUUGGGAAAAUAAGUUUUAAAAAAAGUGCUCAAUUGAAACCCCAAAGCAGCCAAACAAAACCAAGAAAUCCGGUCCAGUGGGAAGGACUGUUUUCCUGUUUCCAAGGGGAGGGAGGGUACCCAAGAAAACAGAGGCAGGGUUGCUAUAAGCCCAAAAAUAGUGAGACCAAGUAGGAGGUACCUUUGUGUUACCCUAUUUGUCUUAAGCAAGAAGUAGAACCUUCACCUCCCCACUCCAUGUAUUAGUGUAGCAGCUAUGAAGGCUUACUAUGGGUCAUACAAACUUUGGUUGCUAAUGAAGACAUGACUUCUGCUAAGCAAGAUAGUGACCACCCUGCCGCCAGGAGUCCUGAUUGAUUUGACUGUUCCUACCCAGAGCCUAACAGAAGCAAACUGGAAGACAUGGUGUCUGUGUGUACUGGGGGUGGCGAUGGGGAUGGGAACUUUGGGCAGCCUCUAGACAAACAGAGAAUGUUUACUUGGAAAAUAGCACCACAAUUUUUUUUUUUGUACUUUAGAUGAAGGUUUAUAGAACAAACUAGUUUCUCAUUAAACAGCCAGUACACACAUUGUUCUAUGGCAUUAGUUAACAACCCCACGGCAUGUCAACACUCUCCCGUCUCAACCGUGGGCUCCCUUUUACCAGCUUUCCUGUUUCCUCCUGCCUCCUAGUCCCUGUCCCUGGGCUGGCGUGCCCCUUUAGUCUUAUUUUGUUUUAUGGGCCUGUCCAAUCUUUAGUUGAAGUGUGAACCUCAGGAAUGACUUCAUUACUGAACUGAAAGGCUGUCCGGGGGCCAUACUCUCAGGGUUUCUCCAGUCUCUGUGAGGCCAGCAAGUCUGGUCUUUCUUUCUGAGUUAGAAUUUUGUUCUACAUUUUUCUUCAGCUCUGUCCAGGACCCUCUAAUGUGAUCCUUGUCAGAACAGUCAGUGGUGGUAGCCGCACACCAUCUAGUUGUACUGGACUCAGUCUGGUGGAGGCCGUGGUAGAUGUGGUCCAUUAGUCCUUUGGACUAAUCUUUCCCUUGUGUCUUUAGGUUUCUUCAUUAUUCCUUGCUCCCAAAGGGAUGAGACCAGUGGAGUGUCUUAGAUAGCCGCUCAUAGGCUUUCAAGACCCCAGACACUACUCACCAAAGUAGAAUGUAGAACAUUUUCUUUAUAAACUAUGUUAUGCCAAUUGAGCUAGAUGUUCCCUGAGACCAUGAUCCCCACAGCCCUCAGCCCAGCAAUUCAGUCCCUCGGGGAGUUCGGAUGUGUCUGUGGAGCUACCAUAACCUUGCCUUGUACAGGUUGUGCUGGCUUCCCCCAGUAUUGAGCACCACAAUAUUCAACAAGUUUUUAUUGAGUGCCUGUUGGGUGCCAGACACCAUGCUAAUAUCAGUUAUAAUAGAGAGAGCAAGACAGAGAGACACUUUACCUGUUUUAGGGAGGGUUUGGGAAAAAUACCGUUAGGGGUUGAUUUGUGUCCCCACAAAAGAUACGUUGAAGUCCUAAUCCCCAGAACCUGUGAAUGUGGCUGUCAUGGAUUGAAUUAUGUCCCCCCCAAAAAUGUGUGUAUCAACUUGGUUAGGCCAUGAUUCCCGGUACUAUAUGAUUGUCCUCCAUUUUGUGAUUGUAAUUUUAUGUUGAGAGGAUUAGGGUGGAAUUGUAACACCACCCUCAUUCAGGUCACCUCCCUGAUCCAAGGUAAAGGAAGUUUCCCUGGGCUGUGUGGCCCGCAACACCUUUUAUCUCUCAAGAGAUAAAAGGAAAAGGAAGCAAGCAGAGAGUGGGGGACCUCAUACCACCAAGAAAGCAGCACCAGGAACAGAGCAUGUCCUCUGGACCUAGGGCCCCUGCGCCUGAGAAGCUCUUUGACUAGGAGAAGAUUGAGGACAAGGACCUUCCUCCAGAGCCGACAAAGAAAGAAAGCCUUCCUCUGGAGCUGAUACCCUGAAUUUGGACUUGUAACCUACUAGACUGUGAGACAAUAAAUUUCUCUUUGUUAAAGACAUCCACCGUGGUAUUGCUGUUAUGGCAGCACUAGAUGACUAAGACAGUGACCUUAUUUGGAAAUACGGUCUUUGCAAGUGUAAUCAAGUUAAGAUGAGGUCAUUAGGGUAGGCCCUAAUCCAAUAUGACUGGUGUCCUUAUAAGGGGAGGAGAAGAAACACAGACUGAGACACACAGGGAGAACACCAUGUGAUGACCGAGGCAGAGAUUGUAGUAAUUCGUCUACGAGCCAAGGAACGCCAAGGAUUGCUGGCAACAUCAGAAACUAAAAGCAAAAGCAUGGAACAGAUUCUCCCCUGGAACCUUCAGAGGGAGCAUGACCCUGCUGACACCUUGAUUUCAGGCUUCUGGCCUCCAGAACUGUGAGAGAAUAAAUUUCUGUUGCCCCAAACCACCUAGUUUGUGGUAAUUUGUUAUGGCAGCCCUAGGAAGCUCAUACUAAUACAACGCCCUAUUUUGAAGACAUAGGAAGGACACGAAGGUUGAGGAGAGGUUGAAUCUUUCGGUCUGCAAUUAGGAGCUGGAGGGCCUACUCUCCUCUAGUUGACACAUUGUGGGAUGGGAAGAAGGAACGUGACUGACUUCCCCUGUGCACACUCAGGUGGGCUGAGCAGGCAAUUCCAGCUCUGUUGGGUUGCAUAACACAUUUGAGCUGAGAGGAUGCCUAGUGUUUGUGGGUUUCUUACUGCCUCCAGUAAAAAUAAAAACAAAACAAACUUCCUUUUGCCAUAUUAAAAUCCAACUGAGAGUUGUAGGUAAUAGUGAGGGAGAUUUGGAAGGUGAACUUGGACUAAUGCAAAGGCAGACCACACUUCUCAAUUCAUGCCUGUCCUCCAACUAUCAUUAUUAAUUGGGUACCCAUUCACUCUAAAGUGUUCCUGUCCCUUCUCACCCACUAGGAUGGGUAUUAUCAGAAAAACGCAAAAUAACAAGGGUUAGUGGAGAUGUGGAGAAAUUGGAAUUAUUGGCGGGAAUGUAAAAUGGUGGUUUAGUAGUAGAACUCUCGCCUUCCAUGAGGGAGACCUGGGUUGGAUUCCCGGUCAAUGCAUCUCACGCACAGCCAUCAACUAUCUGUUCAUGGAGGCUUGUGCGUUGCCAUGAUGCUGAACAUGUGUCAGUGGAGCUUCCAGACUAAGACAAACUAGGAGGAAAGGGCUAGAGAUCUGCUUCCAAAAAAUUAGUCAAAGAAAACCCUAUGUAUCACGAAGGUCUGACCCCCUUGUGCAUGGAGUUGCCAUGAGUUGGGGGCCUACUCGACGGCAGUUAACAACAACAACAAUAUGAGUAGAGGCAGGAGCUUUGGGCAUGUUGUGCUUCUCAAAGUCCAGCAAGCAGUGGGGCGAUAGCCUCUGGUCCUCUUCCCCCAGCGUCAGCCCCAGCCUGCUCAUUUCUCUCUGCUGUCAUCAGUGAGAACUUUUGUUGCAGUCUCAGCCCAGCCUAGUUUCCAGGCAAUCCACUCAAGGGCAAUGUGUACCUGUGUGUUUCAGCCUUUAGCAGGUAUGGUCUGGGAUGAACCAUAUUCCUGUGGGUGACACCGGGAUGUCCUGACCUUCCCUGCCUCUCACCAGGUUGACUCAGUUUCUACCGGAGUUUGAGAACUUCGGUUCCUGCCUAUUCCCCUCUCUGGUUCCCUUAGCCUCCAGCUGGCAUCGAGAGCCCCCAAGAGUCUUCCAAUAAAUUCCCUUUGGCUUAAGCUGGUCACUUUCUGUGCUUACCACCGCAUAACCAUG
Loxodonta africana (African savanna elephant) is the source of this 7210-nucleotide messenger RNA. It is a transcript of the gene GARIN1A, whose product is annotated as golgi associated RAB2 interactor 1A. The record is from RefSeq and is a predicted model, not a curated record. Gene Ontology annotation, cellular component: nucleus. The transcript is spliced from 5 exons. Bases 2324 to 3256 code for a protein of 310 amino acids. NCBI's taxonomy places the organism in Eukaryota, Metazoa, Chordata, Mammalia, Proboscidea, Elephantidae.